Molecule: messenger RNA, 2483 nt
Organism: Elaeis guineensis (African oil palm)
Lineage: Eukaryota; Viridiplantae; Streptophyta; Magnoliopsida; Arecales; Arecaceae
Source: RefSeq, a predicted model, not a curated record
ACACCAUCUUUCUGUCCCCGUCUCGUAUAAUGCUGUCGGAGUGACGCCGUAGAAGAUAGACUAUGGCGAGUUCGGCUGCCGGCGGCCGCCUCCGGGCGCGGAACCGGGCGGUGCUGUCCCCCAAAACCCUGGCGUCGCCGCCCGACUCCGAUCUCCACACCACUGGGAAGCCCUACUUGCGCCGGCGGGUCAGCAACCCGGCAUUUCCUUCGCCCGCCGGAUCCCGCCCGAGGAAGGGCGGCGGCGCCUCAGGUGGGAGGAGAAGUGGUCCCACCACUCCCCUCCUCCGGUGGAAGUUUGACGACGUGGAUCGUUCAGCUAAGCCCCCGCCGGAGUCCUCCGGAAAGCCCCGCCGGAGGGCUAGGGCUGCCGCUGGAGCGGCGCCACCGCCCGUCUCUGUGAGGAAGAUCGCUGCCGGGAUCUGGCAUUUGUGGGCUCCUCAAGUUAGCGGCGGCGGCGGCGGCGGCGCCUGUUCCUGGCCAUCUACAAGUCUCAUCACUUGGUAAACCUGAUAGCACAAAUCUCCAUAAUACAGCAAAGAAUGAGUUGAUGAGUCCUAUUUCGGUAUUGGAUCUGAAGAAUGGCAAUACGAACAAGCUUAAACCUUCUGCUGCAUUGCCUAGCUCUGCUAUGGAGAGGGCAACUAAAUGGGAUCCUGGGAGCUCAAAAGCAUCAGAUGAGCUCUAUCGGAUCCGCGGUCACUUGAAUAUACUUGAAGACAAUCAGAUGACUACAGUUUCUGUUGUUUCUACCCUCCAGGCAGAGCUCAAGCAGGCCCGUGACCAUAUUAGUGAGCUUGAGACAGAACGACAAUUAGCGAAGAAAAAACUUGAUCAAUUCUUGAGGAAGCUUGCAGAGGAGAAGGCAUUGUGGAGGAGCAGAGAGCAUGAGAAAGUCCGGGCUAUAAUUGAUGGCAUGAAGGAUGACCUCAACAGAGAGAGGAAAAACCGGCAACGGAUGGAGAUUGUGAAUUCCAAGUUGGUCAAUGAACUUGCGGAGGCUAAGUUAUCAGUGAAACGACUCUUGCAAGACUAUGAGAAGGAACGAAAGGCUCGUGAGCUUAUGGAAGAGGUUUGCAAUGAACUGGCAAAAGAGAUCGAAGAAGGCAGAGCUGUCGUUGAAGCUAUGAAAAGGGAAUCCAUGAAGAUCCGAGAGGAAGUGGAAGAGGAGAGGAGGAUGUUACAGAUGGCUGAGGUAUGGCGAGAGGAAAGGGUUCAGAUGAAGCUCAUAGAUGCAAAGAUCACUCUGGAAGAUAAGUAUUCACAGUUAAGCAAGCUACAAAAGGAUAUAGAGUCUUUCCUGAAAGCACAAACUAUUGCAAACUCAGACACUGCAGUGAUAGAAGGAGCAGUUUCACUCCAAAUAAAAGCCAACUCAGUUAUGCUUCAAGAGAUGAAGGGGCUCACUUACCACCCUCCACUUGCUUCGGACGACAUCUGUUCAGUCUUCGAAGAGCACCGCCCGAGAGAAGAAAUCAAUGAAAGAGAGAGAGAACCAUGCUCUGAAUACAGGCCAAACAAUCAUACCUCCAAAAUCCACAUAGCGAAUGCUGAGACUGAUGUGUUCUUAGAAAAAGCAACAAUGCAGUAUGCAAAUGGAGCAAUAGAUAUCAAUGGUGAUAAGGAAGAUGAUAGUGGUUGGGAAACACUGAGUCAUGAUGAGGAGCAGAGCUUAAGAAAUUCACCGGGAGGGAGCGAUCCAUCUGUCAAUGGGAUUUUUGAAGAAAGCAAUGCAUCAUCCACUGGAACAGAAUGGGAGGAGAAUGGCGAUGACGGCAAGCCAAAUAAUGAAAUCAGUGAUGUUCAAAACAGAAGACACUCAAGAAAAGAUGUAUCCUCCAUAUCCAGGGGAUCAGGUGAAGUCGGUCUUAGCCCACCAAGCAUAGGUCACUGGAGCUCCCCUGACUCCCUGAAUCCUCAUUUAUCUCGAAAGAUGAAAGGAUGUAUCGAAUGGCCACGAGGUGUGCACAAGCAUAGCCUGAAGGCAAAGCUUUUGGAGGCAAGGACGGAGAGCCAAAAGAUUCAGCUGCGACAUGUCCUCAAACAAAAAAUUUAGCAUCACCAUCACUGUGGCAUCCAUGCAUCCAACUUAUGGUGAGACCAUCUGAUCACCACAGACUGAAUUCAAGCAACAAAGAACAUAUCUUAUAGCAUCUUUGGUUUUUGAACUUAUGCCAUCCAAGCAGACGAUUCUUUUCUUUAUUGAGGCAGACUUUGUCAAGAUUGCUGAGGUCUCUGAAGACAUCUGCUACCAUGUUUUAUACUGAUGCAAUGCCAUGAUUCUCUGGUGGGAGUCCCUUGGCGCUAUCAACGGCAACUUCAUGGUGUAACCUUAUUGCAUUAGGCAGUUAAUAUGGAGUUUUGUUGAAUUGUAGCAUGUUGUAUAUGUUGUUAAAGUAGAAUAACUAGGUUUCGGAUCAAUACUUAUAAUGCAAUAACACCUUUGUCCCUGUCGAGCCUCUCGACCAGUGGGUUUAAGUUGCA